UUAUCUAUUCCAUGCAGUGAUUGUCGGGUGGGAGACUUUUUUUUAGGUGUUUGUUUGCACUGGACAAACAAAAGUCACUUCCGCGCACCGCACAGUAUUUGCUUUUGUUUCAUCUGCUGUGUUAUCUGUGGACCUCCAGGACUUUGUGGUUGUGUGGAGGUACAGAAGGCCACGGCGCGUGCACGUAGCCUGUUUGACAGAUGGGAGGAGCUGCUGCAGGAAGGGACCCAGGUGAGUCGUGACGAGCUGGACUGGAGUACCAACGAGCUGCGCAACUGUCUGCGGGCCAUCGACUGGGACCUGGAGGACCUGAGCGAGACCAUCAGUAUCGUGGAGUCAAACCCGGGAAAGUUCCGCCUGGGAAACGAUGAGCUUCAGGAAAGGAAGGACUUUGUGGAGAAAACCAGGAAGUCCGUGCAGGAGAUGAAGGAUCAGUUGUCAAGUCCAUCAGCUGUGGCUCAGGCGGAGAAAAAAAACAAGCAGCCGCUGCUAGCAUCGUCUGUGUCAGACCGCUCAAUGCAACUGGAUGCCCACCUGGUGUCCAGCAAUUCCAGAUACAUUCAAGAGCAGCAGGAACAACAGCAGCUGAUCAUGCAGGAGCAGGAUGACCAUCUAGAGCUUGUGUCCGGAAGCAUCCGAGUGCUGAAAGACAUGUCGGGUCGUAUCGGAGACGAACUGGACGAGCAGGCCGUCAUCUUGGGGGACUUUGCAGACGAGAUGGACCAGACGUCGACCCGUAUGGACUCUGUGCUCAAGAAGUUGGAGAAGGUCUCGCACAUGACCAGCAGUCGGCGUCAGUGGUGCGCCAUUGCUGUGCUGGUUGCCAUUUUGAUCGCCGUGCUCAUCCUCUUCUUUGCCCUCUGACCACUCAACUCUCCUCACGAUGACAUGGACUCCCAGUGGACUGGCCAUUUUUUACCCCUGGACUUGAAGAAGGAAAAACUUCGCCGGCUCAUGAUGUCUGGCAGUCAGCAGAGGGCGCUGUGGUGAGCGAGUGCCACACGCUAUCACAGGAAGUUCAAGUUUGAGACUAAAGUUGUCACUUUUGUGGGGAAAAGAGAUGUAUUAUCAUGGAUAAAAAUAGAAUUUUACAGGUAAUAGUUGUAAAAAUGCCAGAAAAGAAAAAGAACAAGGUGGACUAUAAAAGAUAGUUUUAAGAGGAUAAAGUCUGAACUUUUCACAAACAAGUCAUAAUAUUAUGAGAAUAAAAAAUUCAAGUCUUAAUUUGGCAAGAAGUCAAACGACUAUGAGGUCAAAUUCUUCAAGGAACAAGUCAUUUUUUUUUUAAGAAUAGAAAUCUAAAUUUCAAAACAAGUUGCACAAAUGGAAGACAAAAAUUUUGCAAGAAAAGGUUGGGAUAUAACAGCAAAAAAAAAUUAUAGAGACUUGUUCUCAUUUUGCUGGAGAAUAAAAAUCAAGAUUGAAGGGGGUGAAAAAUAUUUUGGUGCUUUUGGUUAAGAUGGUCAUAAUUUUGUGGAAAAAAUGUGUUUGAUAUUACGCCUAAAAUCUGAUUUUCAAAAAAACAGUUGGAUUUGUUUCAUCGAAAAAAGGAUAUUAUGACGAAAAAUAAACUGCACAUAAAGGGGAACAAAAAAAUUGGAGAAAAACGUUCUACUAUUACUAUUACUAUCUUUUCAAGAAUGUUAGAAUAUCACCAUGAAAAGUGUUUCAAGAAUAUGUUCAAAUAUGAGAAUAAAGAUGUAAUGUUACAAGAAUAGUCAUAAUAUGAAAAAAAAAAAAGUUUCCACAAGUCAAUCGCAAAAAAUUUCAACCCGAGAAGACAAAAUUUACAUCUAGGUCAAAAUAUUACCAAAAAGAUUUUGAGGUUAUUUUUUGUUUCCUCUUGUAAUAGUUUCAGGAAAAUAGUAGAUUUUAUGAAAAUGGGGGGGAGACAGCACGUUGCCUUCGAGUUACGGCAUCUCAUUUAAAGUCAGUAUCAAAAAUGUUUUUGAACUUGUUAAACUUAUUAAGAAAUGUUACAGUACACAAGAGGAGUGUUAAAGCAUACAUGGGAGAUAUUUUUUAUUUUCCGUCCUAGAUGCCUUAAAUCUAUUUUUCUACGUUUUGUUAAGCUCCCCGCCAGCUGCAGUCUGCAAGUGACGUCAUAAUAGUGGGCGUAUGCUCGUGGCUCUUGUGCUUGUUGCCGGGCAGAAUGUGAAAAUUGGAAGCUUUGAGCUUCCCCUGCUGGAGGCCGGCAGUACUGCCAUUUCUUUCAGCAGGAAUACGUAAUAAUACAGUAAUUACAUUUUUUGAUAUUGUAACAAAACAUUUCAGUCUUUUUUGUUGAAGGUUGGCAGUCAAGGUUGAUAUGCAUCAAACAGCAAAAUGUAUUUUAUCUUUUGCGUUACUAUAGUUUGUCAUGCUGCUUUGACCUUUUUGAAUGUUUGAAAUGUUUAAAAAUCAAAAAAUGUAAACAUUGUCACCA
This is a messenger RNA of Syngnathoides biaculeatus (alligator pipefish), 2425 nucleotides long. RefSeq names its product syntaxin-10 (gene stx10). Gene Ontology annotation, biological process: Golgi vesicle transport; vesicle fusion; intracellular protein transport. The transcript has 9 exons. Gene Ontology annotation, molecular function: SNARE binding; SNAP receptor activity. Gene Ontology annotation, cellular component: endomembrane system; synaptic vesicle membrane; SNARE complex. NCBI's taxonomy places the organism in Eukaryota, Metazoa, Chordata, Actinopteri, Syngnathiformes, Syngnathidae. The coding region runs from base 424 to 864 and encodes 146 amino acids. The record is from RefSeq and is a predicted model, not a curated record.